UCAGCUCAUUAGCUUGCUGAUACACGCAGACGUUUUGUCUUUUGAUGACACUUGCAAAGACAGUUUGCCUUUUUGCAGCGCAACUUCUGAUGAGUAACUCCAAGCCCCAAAAUGAAUUGACACAAAACGUCUGUGUUUUAAACUAGAUGACUGAGGUUCACUCUGCAUUUCUGACUGCUAUAUUAAGAACUCCGACUCAAGUGAAGGACCUUAGAGAGAUUGCUGUUUGGCUACAGAGAUGAGUGUUGGGCUGACACAACCCAUCUGUAUGGAAAUAGCUCUGGCUCUACUCAUUUUGCCAGAUCUUUGUUUCAGGGGUUUUGUGCACCGACUGGCUUGUGACAUAUCAACCGAAAGAGAUCUGUGCAGUAAGAGGCUCUUCUGUUGUCAUUUCAUGCACAUUUCACUAUCCUGACAAGCUUGAUAACAAGAACCUAACAGUGGAAAAAGUCAUGUGGAGUCAAGGGAGGAAACAGUUUUUUGAUGGCCCUUUCAUCACUGAGAGUAAUAAUAGAACUCAUACCGGCACCAAAUUUGAGUACGUUGGUAACAAAGUUCAUAAUUGUUCUUUGCAAAUCCACCAAGUAGAGCAGAGAGACAGUGGAGAAUAUGCAUUCAGAUUUGAAACUAACAACGGCAAUUGGACGGGAAAGAACGCUACAAACGUGAAUGUUUCUAAGUUGUUCAUUUCAAUGACAACACCCAAAGUACACGAACCAAUAAAAGAAGGGGAUUGUGUGAAUCUGACCUGUAUGUACAACUGUUCAUCAGCAGUUAUGUGGUUCAAGAACAGAACACCCCUGCAAGAGGAGUCCUCAACUCUUUACCUCCGUGACAUAUCCUUUCAAGACUCUGGAAACUACUCAUGUUCGCCAAAGCAUUACAACAGACCACUUUCUGAGGUUAUCAGGGUCAAUGUUGAAUAUGGCCCUAGGAAUACCUCAAUCUCAGUUUGGCCGUCGUCUGAAGUUUUGGAGGGUAGUGAUGUUACUUUGACCUGCAGCAGCAAUGCUAACCCAACAUUGAACUACACUUGGUUUAAAAUAGAUGGAGACAGUUGUCUGGAAAUGGUAUAUCAGGCUGAGCUACAGUUUAAUGUUAUUCUCACUGGUAAUAGUGGGAAAUACUUCUGUGUCGUCAGCAAUAAGCAUGGAAGACAGAAUUCCACUAUUCUAUCUCUGAAAGUCAAAGAUCAUGCAAAGGGGGUGGUAGCUGUGACACUCACAAUACUUAUUGCAGUUCUUGCGGUUGUGCCAAUGAUUGUCAUUGUGCCUAUGGUUGCUUGGCAUCUUGUUGCUCACAGGAAAAAGACUACAGCACCAAAACCACACACAGAAGAGAACACACAGACCACAGAAGCGCAUGUAACCAGUCUCACAUCAGACUGUAGUCUGACAGAAGAGUGGAGAGAGGAGGAACCAUCGCAACAGGAAGAUGUCAGCUAUACAACAGUGCACAUCAACACCAAGCAAAGGGCAAACAUAGAACAGCAGAACGAGGAAACUACGGCCAUCUACAGCUCUAUAUGGGAGCAACAAGCCAAGGAGGACCUCUACAGUGUAGUAUCCAGACCCACUCCUAGGGGGAAACAGGCCUAGGAUGACCCAGUCAUCUACAGCACUGUGUUCAGGCAGUAGUUGAGAUAUUGCCUGGCUAACCAAACUCCUUGAUCCGGCCAAACGCUAUGCCACGCCCACAGAUGUUAGUGUCUUCUGAGUCUGGAUCGGAGUACCUUCCUGACAAUUUCUAGAAUGAAAACACAUUCUAACCACUCUGAUUGGUCCCAGAAACUGAUGGGUUGGGCCACAGAGCCAGAACACACAUGGGUAAAGCGCAUUGAUAGAGGACUCAUCUUUUUAUCUGUGACAUAGCGUCUGUGACAGCAUGUGCAGCACCAUUUAGGCCAUCUUCAUUUUGAAGUAGUUAAUUUUCUUCUUCAGGUUGGCUGAUCCCUCCUGAUGACCCGGUUGGACAUGACUCCAACAUGGCCACCAGGAGGGAUCAGCCAAUAAAUGUUGGAAGUCCCAUCCAGUCGAUUACAUUAAAAUGGUGGAAGCCCUCAAUGGCGCUAUGAAAAUUCUUCAUUGGCUUUGAUACUCUGAUUGGUUAGAGAUGAUCCAAUUGCUGAUGACCUAAUUUUGACUUCAACUGUGUCCGUCUGACUGAAGUACGUAGCAAACAGAACGGCUGAAGAUUUCAGUUACCUUGUGUCGUCAGGCAAGUUGAGAUGGUGAACCUCACACAACGGACCCUGAGGAUCUAUUAGACUCCACUAGAGGUCAGAACAGAGCCUUUGCAUGAUGAAUGAACUCAUAGCUGUGAACAGAGGAAGAGAUUAUGAUAUCUGCAAUACACCUGUGACAAUGCAGAUGGCCACCUUGGAUAUCUGCAGUCCAAUCAUUUAUAUAUUCCAUAAGAAUAAAGACUCCAAUAUUUUGAGACAUUGUUUCUUUUGUUUGACUUUUUCAAUGUAUUUCACCUAGUCAUAUGCAUCUGGCAAUGCAUUUGACAUGUAUUUUUAAAACCCUUUCCUGCAGUCAAACAACCAAAAGCACCCUCAUUGGUAGAAUGUAAAUAUUUUUUCUAAUUUCAUAAUUUUAAACAUUAUAUCCGGUGUUCUAUUUAAAGACGGUUUGGUUAUAUUUCAGUCUUCUAGGAUGUAUAUAAAGUGUAAACUUGGGAUGCAAAAUUGAAUAAAUUUAAACUCUAUAUGUGA
This is a messenger RNA of Oncorhynchus tshawytscha (Chinook salmon), 2716 nucleotides long. Its product is annotated as sialoadhesin. Bases 453 to 1598 code for a protein of 381 amino acids. The transcript has 11 exons. The record is from RefSeq and is a predicted model, not a curated record. Lineage: Eukaryota; Metazoa; Chordata; Actinopteri; Salmoniformes; Salmonidae.